This is a messenger RNA of Coregonus clupeaformis (lake whitefish), 866 nucleotides long. Its product is annotated as vitelline membrane outer layer protein 1. The record is from RefSeq and is a predicted model, not a curated record. NCBI's taxonomy places the organism in Eukaryota, Metazoa, Chordata, Actinopteri, Salmoniformes, Salmonidae. The transcript has 4 exons. The coding region runs from base 31 to 702 and encodes 223 amino acids.
UUCUCUGCCUUUGUUCCAUCCCUUCUGUGGAUGAGACUGACUUCUGUCAACAUGACUACCCCUCUGUUCAUCGCGCUGUCUGUCCUGGCUGUGCUGGCCCUUGGGUCAUGUCUACCUAUCUUUCCUGAGGAGCAGCCCUAUGUGGAGCGUGCUGGUAUCCAAUACAACGCUAGGCCUUACACCUCCUUCCUCACUGUGCCCAAUGGAGAGCAGUUUGGGAACUGGACCUGGCCCGAGAUGUGUCCCGACAAGUUCUUCGCUGUUGGGUUCAUGCUCCGGGUGGAGUCCGAACAGUACGGUCUGGACGACACUGCCCUGAAUGGCAUUCGCUUGAUCUGCGCUAAAGGCGAAGAUAGGAGCUUCUUGUACACAAUUGAGUCUCACACUGGAUUCUAUGGUGACUGGUCGGACCCACAGUAUUGCCCCAGGGGUGUGCUGACUUCCUUCCAGCUGCGUGUGGAGCCCCACCAGGGUCUGUUCGGUGACGACACAGCCGCCAACAACAUCAGGUUCCGCUGCAGCAGCAACCCCACCCUCACAGGCGCCGGCCUGGACUACGGUGAGUACAGCCUCUGGAGCCAGGAUUGUGGCGACGGAGGAAUCUGUGGCAUCGAGACUAAGAUGGAGGAAUACCAGAACGGUCUGGAUGACUCCUCUCUCAAUGACGUGCGCUUCCACUGUUGCGCCAAACUCCAGCAGUAAUCAUCUGAGAGAGACACCUCUUUUGGACCAGUCUUAACCAACCAACCAACCUAUCAGCCCAGACCUGUCAACACACAGGCUCUGACCCAUGGUCCAUUCAAUGCAAUCUACACCCAAUACCUGAAUCUACCACUGGUUCAAACUUAAUAAAUCAUUAAACUGUC